Acytostelium subglobosum LB1 is the source of this 669-nucleotide messenger RNA. RefSeq lists its product as hypothetical. The record is from RefSeq and is a predicted model, not a curated record. The coding region runs from base 1 to 669 and encodes 222 amino acids. NCBI's taxonomy places the organism in Eukaryota, Evosea, Eumycetozoa, Acytosteliales, Acytosteliaceae. The transcript is spliced from 2 exons.
AUGAAAUAUUUAUUCCCAACAAUUAUUGUAUUAUAUACUACAUUUUUAUUGUUUGCAUCGGCAACUACUUAUACACCUGAUGCUGAGACUUUCCAGAUUUGGGCUGAUGCCUAUGGAAAGAAGUACACAAGUGAUGAGUACCAAAAGGUCUUUGCAAUUUGGCAAGCCAGUGUCAAUCAGAUUAAUCAAGUGAACUCCAAGAUCAACCUACCAGAUGUACACCUUGAUUUUGGUGAUGGACCCUCGCCCUCAUCCAGUCGCAAGCUCUACGCCGCCCAAGCUGUCGACCCCAUUGUCUCAUUCCCCAAUGCUGAUAUGCCAAGGAUGACACUUGGAGAGUUCAGUGAUAUGACUUAUGACUCAUUCAGCCAUAUGUUCUUGGGUGCUGAUGCUGCUGCCAUCCCAGCUACUGCUGCUGCCGGUUCUGCUUUGUCAACUGGUGCCAUUAUUGGUAUUGCUAUUGGUGGAAGUGCUGUUGUUGUUGGUGCUGCUGCUGGUGUCGCCUACGCUGUGAUCAAGAGCAAGAGAGGCAAGACAACCGUGGUCGAGGUCAACAACAUGGAGACCGAGAAGAAGAAGUCCAAGGGUAUCGAUGUAUACAAGUUCCGCAAGGGCAAUGUUGCACAUUCAAUCACUGCUCGUGAUCAAUCACAAGUUGUCACACAAUAG